UAUGCGGAGACUGUUUACUAUUUUAAAUUAUUUCCAUUUUCCCGCGAUAAGUUUUAAAUUGCCACGAAUUAAGGCUUUACACGCAAAAUUAUUACGCAGAAUCCACGCAAUACGAAAAAUACGCCUCGGGUGUCGGAAAUCAUCUUCGUAAGAAGUUUCCGAAUGCGCCUACUUUUGCUAGAUGUCCGAGUGUGCAUUCCGGUCAAGUAAGGUGCCGCCAUUUAUAAAUAAGUAAUAGGAAGUAAAACUUUCGGUCAUCAUGGUUCACUUUUGCGCUGUUUUUGCAUGCUCGAAUCGAUCUAAUAGAGAAAAGAAUAAACGGUUUUUUCGCCUACCUGCUGUCAAAAGUAAUGUGAAUGUCAACAAGAAGCAACUUCAACUUGAAAGGCAAAAGGAAUGGCUUCGACGAAUUCGCAGGGAAGAUCUUACGCCAGAAAAGUUUGCGAAUGCUCGUGUGUGUAGCGACCACUUCAUAUCAGGCAAACCAGCAGACCUACAAAAGAAAGAUGACCCAGACUGGGCACCAAGUCAAAAUCUUGGCCACAACAAUGUGAAAAAGAUAAACACAGAACGAUCGUCUCGCUACCAAGGGAUAAUUGAAAAGAAGAGACGAUCUGAAACUGCUAAUGCCCUUAUAGCAAUGUCAAGCAAGCAGCCCAAUGAGAUUGUUGAUAAAAUGGACACCUCUGAACCAAAGGAAAUGAAAUGUCAACACAGACUGAUAAAACUGUCAAUGAGCUGAGGUUACUUGAAGAUGAGGUGGAUUUUCUAA
This is a messenger RNA of Xenia sp. Carnegie-2017, 772 nucleotides long. RefSeq lists its product as uncharacterized. The record is from RefSeq and is a predicted model, not a curated record. NCBI's taxonomy places the organism in Eukaryota, Metazoa, Cnidaria, Anthozoa, Malacalcyonacea, Xeniidae. The transcript has 2 exons. The coding region runs from base 260 to 742 and encodes 160 amino acids.